Molecule: messenger RNA, 320 nt
Organism: Octopus sinensis (East Asian common octopus)
Lineage: Eukaryota; Metazoa; Mollusca; Cephalopoda; Octopoda; Octopodidae
Product: 26S proteasome non-ATPase regulatory subunit 2-like
Exons: 2
Coding region: 25-297 (90 amino acids)
Biological process (GO): proteasome-mediated ubiquitin-dependent protein catabolic process
Cellular component (GO): nucleus; proteasome storage granule; proteasome regulatory particle, base subcomplex
Source: RefSeq, a predicted model, not a curated record
GGAAAUUAUACUCAUCAUAUUUAUAUGAUUGUCCCUGCGAUAUCCUCUCGGAUGCUAGUGACAUAUGACGAAAAUUUGGAGCCACUUACAGUUUCUGUCAGAGUUGGUCAGGCUGUUGACUUGGCUGGACAAACAGGAACCAAGCGCUCGAUAACAGGAUUUCAAACUCACAAUACUCCUGUUUUGUUGGCUCAUGGACAGAGGGCAGAGUUAGUUACUGAUGAAUAUAUUCCAUUGACACCAUAUCUUGAGGGAGUGGUCAUUCUUAAAAGAAAUCCUGACUAUGUCUCACGUUAGAUUUUUGUCUUUGAUUUCAUUAC